GAUGUUCACACCAAAAACUAUUUUACACAAACAAUGCUUUUCAUUAAAGGGCAUGUUAAAGGGAGAAACUAUUCUUGCUCUUUUUCAGAUGCAGACAAAUGUACCAAAUGUCCAGAAGAUCAACAUCCAAACAUCAAUCGAGUUCACUGUAUCCCCAAGAUUAAAAGCUAUCUUUCUUAUAAGGAAAAUCUGGGGAUUAUCCUGACUUUCAUUGUCUUGUUCCUCUCUUUAAUCACAGGCUUUAGUUUGUGGGUCUUCAUUAAAUUCAUGGAAACACCAAUUGUCAAAGCCAACAACCGGGACCUCUCCUACAUUCUCCUGGCCUCUCUCCUGCUUUCCAUCUUGACCUCCUUUCUGUUCAUUGGCCGGCCAAGGAGAGUGACCUGCCUCCUCCGACAAACAACCUUCAGCAUUAUGUUUUCAAUUGCCAUUUCUUCAAUCUUUGCCAAAACAGUCACAGUUGUGUUAGCCUUUUUGGCCACAAAACCAGGGAAUAAAGUGCAGAGAUGGUUGGGGAAGAGCUUGGCCAACUCCAUUGUCUUUUCUUGUUCUGGUCUCCAAGUUGUCAUCUGCAGCAUCUGGUUGGGCACUUCCCCUCCAUUCCCUGACUCUGACAUGUACUCCCAACCUAGAGAGAUCAUCCUAAAAUGCAGUGAAGGUGCUGUCACCAUGUUUUAUAUUGCCCUCGGAUACAUGGGCUUCCUAUCUGCUGUCUGUUUCAUAGUGGCUUUUCUGUCCAGGAAUCUCCCUGGGACCUUCAAUGAAGCCAAGCUGAUCUCCUUCAGCAUGCUGGUCUUCUGCAGUGUCUGGGUGUCCUUUGUGCCAGCCUACCUGAAUAACAAAGGAAAGUACAUGGUGGCUGUGCAGAUCUAA
Molecule: messenger RNA, 873 nt
Organism: Crotalus tigris (Tiger rattlesnake)
Lineage: Eukaryota; Metazoa; Chordata; Lepidosauria; Squamata; Viperidae
Product: vomeronasal type-2 receptor 26-like
Exons: 2
Coding region: 34-873 (279 amino acids)
Biological process (GO): G protein-coupled receptor signaling pathway
Cellular component (GO): membrane
Molecular function (GO): G protein-coupled receptor activity
Source: RefSeq, a predicted model, not a curated record